AUGAGCGCGGCGGGCCCCGGGCCCGGCCCCGAGCCCGGCCCGCACGAUGGGGACCCCGGGCCCGGCCCCGGCACGGCCCGGCCCGGCAGCCCGCAGGAGGAGUUCGACUUCUCCGUCCUCUUCGACUACGACUACCUGAAGCCGAUCGAAGAAGAACCGACUCCACAUAAAACCACCAGCCCACCCUCUGGAGUUACAUACGCUCAUGAUGUCUUGGACUGUGGCCUCAAGCCAUGCCCCCUGCCUUUUCCUAGCCUUUCUGCAGACCCCAUGGGCAGAUAUGGACAGCCAGAUAGCAUAGGGCCAACACCUACACACCCUGCCAACGCUGCAGGGGCCUCUGCUCCGAGCCCUAGGAUUGAAAUAACUCCAUAUCACGAACUGAUUCACUCAGGGGGUCCCUUCCGCAGCAGAGACACAGAUGUUCUGUUGGUAGAACAGUCCAACUCAGCCACCACUAGCCCGAGGGUUACCCUGCCCGUCCCUGGCUUUGAGGGCUACAGAGAACCACUGUGUCUGAGCCCAGCUAGUAGCGGCUCCUCUGCAAGUUUCAUUUCAGAGACAAAUGUAUCUCCUUGCACCUCACCAUGUGUUUCACCAAAUAAUGGUCCUAGUGAUGACCUUUGUCCACAGUUUCAAAACAUCCAUACUCAUUAUUCUCCUAGAACCUCUCCAAUAAUGUCACCACGAACAAGCAUCACGGAGGAAGCCUGCUUGGGACGCCACUCACCAUCACCCUGUCCCAACUCAAGGUCUUCGUCGCCAGGUGCAAAAAGGAGGUACUCGAGCACGGGGCUCUACAGCAGCCAGCUGCCCCCCAGCUCUCCUGGGCGCUCCCGCAGCCCCUCUCCACAGCCCUCUCCCCGCCUGGCCCCGAGGGAAGACGGCUCUGCGGGCGCUUUCACGCCGCUGCCCAGCGCCGCCCUGCCCAUGGAUGCCAUGAGCAGCCUCCCCGCCGAUCCCUCCUGCGGCGUGCCCACGAAAAUCUGGAAAACCAGCCCCGACCCCUCGUCCAUGCCUUCCCACAAAAACAGCAUCCCGUGCCACGUCUUUCAGACUGUUGACUUCCAUGGGCCUUGUGAGCAGGAGGACAGGAGAAACUCGGCCCCAGAGUCCAUUCUGUUGGUUCCUCCGUCCUGGACGAAGCAACUGGUGCCUGCAAUACCAAUCUGCAGCUUGCCUGUGCAGUCUCUGCCCCCCCUGGAGUGGCCCCUGGCCAGCCAGUCUGGCUCGUACGAGCUGCGCAUCGAGGUGCAGCCCAAGCCCCACCACCGCGCGCACUACGAGACCGAGGGCAGCCGCGGCGCCGUCAAGGCUCCCACCGGGGGACACCCCGUGGUCCAGCUGCAUGGGUACAUGGAGAACAAGCCCCUGGGCCUGCAGAUCUUCAUUGGCACAGCAGAUGAGAGGAUCCUCAAGCCCCACGCCUUCUACCAGGUCCAUCGCAUCACGGGCAAGACCGUCACCACCACCAGCUACGAGAAGAUCAUCGGCAACACCAAAGUGCUGGAGAUCCCCCUGGAGCCCAAAAACAACAUGAAGGCAACCAUCGACUGCGCGGGGAUCCUGAAGCUGCGCAACGCGGACAUCGAGCUGCGCAAGGGCGAGACCGACAUCGGCCGCAAGAACACGCGGGUGCGCCUGGUGUUCCGCGUGCACAUCCCCGAGCCCAGCGGCAGGGUCGUGUCCCUGCAGGCGGCCUCCAACCCCAUCGAGUGCUCCCAAAGGUCUGCUCAUGAGCUUCCAAUGGUUGAAAGACAAGACAUUGACAGCUGCCUGGUUUAUGGGGGACAGCAGAUGAUCCUCACUGGACAGAACUUCACAGCAGAGUCCAAGGUGGUGUUCACAGAGAAAACAUCAGAUGGGCAGCAGAUCUGGGAAAUGGAGGCCACAGUGGACAAAGACAAGAGCCAGCCUAGCAUGCUUUUUGUGGAAAUACCUGAGUACAGGAACAAGCACAUCCGCACAGCCGUCAAGGUGAACUUCUACGUCAUCAAUGGCAAGAGAAAAAGGAGCCAACCCCAGCAUUUCACCUAUCACCCAGUACCAUCAAUCAAAACAGAGCCCAUUGAUGACUAUGAUCCAGCCCUAAUCUGCAAUCCAGUGCACAGUGCUCUGGGGACAGUAACACAGCCUUACUAUCCACAGCACCCAAUGGCCACCGAGUCCCCCUCCUGCCUGGUGCCCACCAUGGCCCCUUGCCAGCAGCUGCGCUCGGGGCUCUCCUCUCCCGACUCGCGGUACCACCAGCAGAACCCCGCUGUGAUUUACCAACGGAGCAAGAGCCUGAGCCCCAGCCAGCUGGGCUACCAGCAGCCAGGCCUGAUGGCCACCCCAGUUGCCAUUGCAGAUGCCCACAGGUCGGUGCUGGUGCACGCCGGCUCUCCAGCGCAGAGCCCGGCCGGGCUGCACCCCUCCCCGGGCCAGCAGCAGCCUUCUCCCGUCAUCCACUACUCUCCAAACAACCAGCAGCUGAGGUGUGGCAGCCACCAGGAGUUCCAGCACAUCAUGUGCUGUGAGAAUUUCCCCUCCGGCGCGUCGAGGUCCGGCCAGCCCCAGCCCAGCCAGGCGCAGAGGCUCAGCCCCAGCUCCUACCCCACGGUCAUCCAGCAGCAGCGGGCGGCCAAGGGCGGGCCAGGGAACGAGCAGAAGGACGUGCUGCCCGCAGGAGUCACCAUCAAGCAGGAGCAGAACCUGGACCAGGCCUACCUGGAUGAUGAGCUGAUAGAUACACACCUUAGCUGGAUACAAAACAUUAUAUGAAAAAGAAUGACUGUGAUCUUUGAUCCAAGCAAUCAAAAAGAAAGUUAACGAAAUUAUCAGGAAGGAAUUUUCUGGACUCCCUGCCAGAAGUCAGACAUAGAAGAAGAGAUUUGUGAGACAACUUUUACCCAAUCCUUCCACAAGUGACCUCUUAGAUCCUUCCAGUGCCCCUGCAACCUCUGGCUUCCUCUGCACUUCAUCUCCAGGCAGAGACUCAGCGCAAGGAACAAUGAAUUGGCACCAAGUGACAGCCUUGGCUGAGCCCCUCGCCACCUCUGCCUGUAAACAGCAGCAAGGACACCCUUCCUCUCAUCCAGACACCACAUUGUUCUCCUGGAGCAGAGCAGCUGUGUGAGGAAACGCUGAGAGCCUGCUGCAAACCAUCAUGUGUGUCCAUUCAUCCAUCCCAGGAGACAGAGCAUCCCUGGGCAGGACUGGGGCUGGGGAGGGGACAGGAGUGAUGGAUCCAGGGGAGAGCAGCAGCCACUGCAGCACUGGCAGUGACCUGUUCUCCUGAGAAAUGUCACUGCUGCAGGAAUGUCUGUGUUAUUGCAGGCAGCCCCAGCUCAGCCUGGGGUCAGUUUGCUCUGAGCACUGGGAUUGGUGUUUCAAACAGGAGAUGUCACCUGAACCCAGCAGUUUGCUUCAUUUUUCUCCUCAGACUGGAUAGGAGAGAGGGAUUCUCAUAACCAACCAGUGAAAAGAGCAAUUCAGCAUUUGCAAUGCCUGUCCCAAGGUAAAAGAAACCCAGGUAAAACAGAGAUUAAUAUAUAGGAGUCACAGUAAAUCCAAAGAUUUUAUCAUUGAUCCUUAUUAGCAUUUAGGAGUGUAUGAACACAUCUUAGAUAUUUUCUCUCUAACAAAUUGUUGCUGUUUCUUUUCAUGUAGAACCUGCUCUUGGCUCAUAACUUGUCUCAUUUAGCAGCUGGAACAUUUACUCACCCAAGCUGCAGAGGAAAAUAAUUGCAUCUUACAGAAGCCAUACAUUCCAGAGAAAAUAUGCACUUAUUUAUAUCCACCUGGCCUCUUUAGCUUUGCACAGCUACCAGCAAUUCCUGGAAAGGUGACAUUUCCAAGGGAGUUAGCAUUUUGUUAUGUUUUGCUUUGUCUGUUAGAAUGUCCUGUCCUGACUCCUGCUUGGCACUUUCCAGGUAAGCACUGCCACCUGCAGCUGUAGAGCUACAAGUCAGAAUAUUUAGGGGAAUUUUGGGGAGUCAGGGCCUCCCCUGAGGGAAACAAAAUCUUAUUGAGUGGGUGAUCAGUGUACAGUAAAAGAUAACCAUCAUAUUUUAGGGAUUAUGUAAUAAUCUUUCCUGGUUUUAUAGAUAAGAAAUGCUGAUAUUUUCUAGGAAUGCAGAGCCUGAGCUCUGCUCUAGAAAGCACAGUGAAAUAUUCCACUUUUCAGCUGUGUCACAGCACACUUUGCAGAAUUCCAGCAUGUCCUCUGCUCCCAGCAGCAAUUAGGGGAUGGGGA
Messenger RNA from Catharus ustulatus (Swainson's thrush), 4237 nucleotides. Its product is annotated as nuclear factor of activated T-cells, cytoplasmic 2-like. The record is from RefSeq and is a predicted model, not a curated record. Gene Ontology annotation, molecular function: DNA-binding transcription factor activity, RNA polymerase II-specific; RNA polymerase II cis-regulatory region sequence-specific DNA binding; transcription factor binding. Lineage: Eukaryota; Metazoa; Chordata; Aves; Passeriformes; Turdidae. Gene Ontology annotation, biological process: regulation of transcription by RNA polymerase II; calcineurin-NFAT signaling cascade; cytokine production. The transcript has 11 exons. The coding region runs from base 1 to 2763 and encodes 920 amino acids. Gene Ontology annotation, cellular component: transcription regulator complex.